Molecule: messenger RNA, 438 nt
Organism: Eucalyptus grandis
Lineage: Eukaryota; Viridiplantae; Streptophyta; Magnoliopsida; Myrtales; Myrtaceae
Exons: 1
Coding region: 1-438 (145 amino acids)
Source: RefSeq, a predicted model, not a curated record
AUGGAUGCAUAUCAUGUCCUACUGGGGCGGCCAUGGCAAUACGAUAUUGAUAUCACUCAUAGGGCUCGUAAGAACACAUAUUCUUUUGUGUGGAAAAAGACGAAAAUUAUUUUGAAGCUGACAAGUAACACUCCCCAGGCCCCAAAGAAGCAAAGUGCAGGGAUUAUACUAAACAUUCGUAAAUUUGAGGGCAUGUAUAUGGUUGUGGAGAAAGGCAAUCAAGAAGCCAUUAUUCCAAUUCUGGCGGCUCUUCAGCCCUUAUUGAGGGCAUUCAGCGAUGUUAUUCCGGAGGAUCUACCUGUUGGAUUACCACCUUUGAGGGAUAUCCAACAUGAGAUUGACUUUCUUCCGGGAGCGAGCCUCCCUAAUUUGCCGCACUACCGGAUGAAUCUGAAGGAGAACCAGAUUUUGCAAGACCAAGUAGGAGAACUUCUUUGA